AUGGGGAGUAACGAUAGGCACCUCUGCUCAAAGUCAGCAUUUUUAGAAGGGGCUGCUGCAACUGAGCCUACUAUUUGUCUCACGUGGCUCACUGAAAAGCCUGUGUGGGUGGACCAGUGGCGCCUAUCAUCAGAGAAGGCCGAUGCAUUGAGAACACUAGUGGAUGAACAACUACAGCAAGGAUGCAUUGUCCCUACCACUAGCCAGUGGAAUACACCUGUGUCUGUCAUAAAGAAAAAGAGUGGUAAAUGGAGACUGUUACACGACCUACGACAAGUCAAUGCAGUGAUUGAGGACAUGGGGGCGCUGCAGCCAGGCAUGCCCUCUCCAACAAUGAUUCCCCGAAACUGCGAUAUUAUCGUCAUGGACUUAAAAGACAGUUUUUUUAUUAUACCUCUUGCUCCUGAAGAUGCAUUGCGAUUUGCCUUUUCAUUACCAUCAGUAAAUCAUCAAGAACCUAUGCAACGGUACCACUGGACAGUACUACCUCAGGAAAUGAAAAAUAGUCCCACUAUCUGCCAAAUAUAUGUAGCCAAAGCACUGUCUACAGUUCAUCAACAAUAUCCAGAUAUCAUCUGGUAUCACUACAUGGAUGACAUACUACUUGCAGGAAAAACACCUGAGGCACUGACACCGGUGAUACGAGAUACCCUUGUUAGCCUCAAGGCUUACGGCCUACAGUUAGCUCCUGAGAAAACACAGCGUCAAGCUCCAUGGAAGUACCUAGGAUGGAAAAUACUCGAGCAUGCCAUCGAACCUCAAGCUGUAAAAUUACAAACAGACAUCAAAACACUGAACGACCUUCAAAAACUGUUGGGGUCUAUUAACUGGGUGAGGACAUUUUUGGGAAUAGACAGUAGUGUACUAGAGCCAUUGUUUGACCUAUUGAAAGGGGCCCCAACUCUGGCCUCCUCUCCUAGUUUGACAACAGCAGCACAGGAAGACUUAGCAGAAGUGUCACAGGUGAUUUGCCACCGUCAAGCACAGCGAAUCCAAGAAGGAAAGGGUUUUAAUAAAGGGUAUGUUAUUAAUCAGUCUAAACAACCUGUAGGAUUAUUAGCCCAGUGGAAUGAGGAUGAAGAGAAGGAUCCUCUAUCCAUAAUAGAAUGGAUCUUUUUACCUCAUCAGCCUCAGAAAAUUAUAGUCACCUGCGUCAAAAUGUUUUCCCUGUUAAUUCGAAAGGGUCACAGGUGA
This is a messenger RNA of Opisthocomus hoazin, 1194 nucleotides long. RefSeq names its product endogenous retrovirus group K member 11 Pol protein. Gene Ontology annotation, molecular function: RNA stem-loop binding; RNA-directed DNA polymerase activity. Gene Ontology annotation, biological process: RNA-templated DNA biosynthetic process. Lineage: Eukaryota; Metazoa; Chordata; Aves; Opisthocomiformes; Opisthocomidae. The record is from RefSeq and is a predicted model, not a curated record.